This is a messenger RNA of Cuscuta epithymum, 858 nucleotides long. The record is from the annotation of a GenBank genome assembly. Lineage: Eukaryota; Viridiplantae; Streptophyta; Magnoliopsida; Solanales; Convolvulaceae.
UAAUUCGAAUGUGUGUGGUACAACAAACAUAAAUCAAUUAAUAAACAUAUACGGAGUAUUAGACAUCUCCAUCUUAUCCCAUGAGAAAUUAAGGAUCGGGGGUGUGAUGGAAAGGCACAUAAGCAAGAAAAGAGGAAGAAAGGAGGAAGCUUUACCAAUGAUCGUGUCGGUUAACAACAACAAUAACACAAAAAGGCUCGAGUUCACGUCGUCGCAGUCAUCAGAUGACAACAAUAAUGAGUUGUUGUUGGAUGUCGAGGUCGGCGUGUUUGAUUUUCCGUGGAUCAAAGAGGGUACCACUUCCACAAGAGGGUAUUAUGAUUACAACGACAAUUAUGAUGGCGUCAAUGAACGACGCGCUGAAUUCGACGACUUGUUUGGCAGAAAUUAUAUCAAUGAUAAUGAUGACAUCACCAAUAAUGAUGUCACUAACUCUCUGGCCGCCACCUCAACAUGUGGUGGCCUUCUAGAGUUUAGAAAUGAUCAUGAUCUCUUCUUUACCGAUCAUCCUCAUUUUAGUAACCAUUCAUCCAUGCGGACUUCUACAACCUACUUGAGGCCCGAUGGUAAUCACGGGGAAGAGUUGCGGUCAAAUCUAGAUGAUAAUGAUUACAAGCAAAAUGUUGAUGAAUUGGAGGGAACAUGGACUUCUCUGCUUGCUCAUCCCCUUGAAAAUAUUGUUAGUUUAUGAAAUAAUAAAAUAAAAAGGUGAAAAGAAAUGGUCAUCAUAUCAUGCAUGCACCAAAGUGACCAAACCAUUAGAAUUAUAGUACAUCCUCAACAUAUGCACCUUCUUGUAUUUUUUAUAUAAUUGCAAUACAAUACUUGAUUUAAGAACGUAACAAUGCACUAUUUUAA